AUGCAGGGCUUCAUAGCUUCAAUAAGAAGGUUGACUGACCGGUUUCAGCAGCAGUGCUCUGGUGUGAUCAUGUUGUGCAAUUUCUACGAAGAAGGUGAACAGUCGUGCGAAGAAUUCUGGCCAACUGAUGCUGGUGGUUACAAAUAUUACGGAAAAAUGUUUGUGAACAACAAGAGAAUAGACCACCAGGAUCAGUACGACGUCUACACACUCGAAGUAUUACCCGACGGUUGCUCGAAUUCAAUAUUAACACGCCUUGCUCAUUGUACUACAUGGCCUGAAAAGCCCGGUCCAGUCACACUUCUCUGCAGCGCCGGCGUUGGUCGAACCGGUACAUUCGUUGCUAUAGACGCUGUUUGUACACGACUUUUCAAAGGAUACGAAGGAAAUGUAAAAGAUAUUGUAUUGGAGCUACGACGACAGCGAGCAUACUGUAUACACAACGAACUGCAGUACUUCUUUGUUUACUCUACCGUACUCGAUUACAUUAGGGUAAGCCCGAAGUUGAUUCGAAUGAAGCACCUCGCAAACACACAUCUGCGUGCUUGCGUAGGUGUAGUAUAUGCAUCGCAGCAAUGA
Messenger RNA from Ostertagia ostertagi, 579 nucleotides. The record is from the annotation of a GenBank genome assembly. NCBI's taxonomy places the organism in Eukaryota, Metazoa, Nematoda, Chromadorea, Rhabditida, Trichostrongylidae.